AUGACAAUGGGAACAUGUAACAAGUGCCACAAGGUAUUACUUCUGCAAUGUUGGCCACACCCCAGUUUCUUUCUUGUUGUUUGUUACUUCGUGUUGGGUGGAAGAGGGAGAAGGCAGAGUGAAGGUGUAAGGUUUCCGAGUCUUUUUUUUUUUUUUUUGGCGUUAGGGUGGAGAAAUCACUCAAUGGGAAGAGCAAAUCAUGCGUUUUCGGCUUCGCGAAAUGAAAGUACGGAAAACUCCAAAUCCGUUCCUUCGCAACCGGAGCAAGAAGCCGUUUCCCCGCCGCCCCCGCCACCAGCGGGUGACUUGGAUAUCAGUCCUGAAAUUGUGACGUUGGCAUUUGUAUUAAACUCCGUCUUCUUGGCGGUUUCUUUGGGCACAGCAUGGUUUCUCAGGGAGCAAUACGCCGCCGGACCCAAUGGGGAAAAUGUUAAGGAAGCAUUUAAACUUUGGAAGACAACCCGUUGGGUGGGUAGCGUGAGAACUAGCAUGAGGAGUGACGCCAUUGCCUGCACCCCGGUGCGGCAGCGUUUGUUGGUGUUGCAAAUACUUGCUGUUUCGGCUUUAUUUAUUUCCCUUAUUACACUUGUGGCGGCCGUUGUAAGGCGGUAUUUCCUACAGGGGAAUUCUGGUAUUCGACUUGCACUGAUUUAUUGUGUUGCCAUUUGUUUUAUUAUAUUGACAGUGGAAUCGGCAAUUGGGAUUAACGUGUAUACAUUCAGUUUUGUUGCAUGUGGCGAAGGGUCAAGUUAUCAUUCUCAUGCGUUUGAAUUGAGUGUGGGAUUUGCCCUCACCAUUGCAGCCUGGGCAAUUACUGCCUUUGCGGGUAUUGUAGUAUACAACAAGGUGCCUUUUCCGAGAGACGAACGCAUUGUUGCCUAUGGCAUCCAGGCAUUUGAUAUGCUUGCCUUUAUUGCUUUUUUGUUUAGUACGGUGGCAUGUGCCAUUCCUUUGUGGUUUUACAAGGACAGCGCCAGGCGGAUAUUGACAGAAGUCUUUUUGUGGAAGGAACGUUACAGCAUCUUGUGGGCAACCAAUGCGUCCUCCAAUUCCACUUCUGUGAAGAAACUUGGGUGUGACUCCUUGUCUCACUAUUUUUUGGCAGCCGAAUCUUUUGGUAUUGUAAGUGUCUUGCUGAACGGUACCACCUUUGUGAUUGGAUUUUUACUUGUCAAGGGCCUCGUUGGGGUGACGAAGUAUGCAUUGAUGCUCGGUUACAUCUCAACGAUGGUGGCUUUUCUCCAGUGGAUCCUGUUGAUUUGUAUUUACUACGGCGAUUGGUGUUCCGGUCGUGUUGCCUACCAUCGGAAGAAGUAUGUGAUGGCAGCUGGCUUUGCUCUCAGUGUGACCGCCGGUGUUCUCAUGGCUGUUGGGACGUCGCUCUGA
Trypanosoma cruzi is the source of this 1386-nucleotide messenger RNA. RefSeq lists its product as uncharacterized. The transcript has a single exon. The coding region runs from base 1 to 1386 and encodes 461 amino acids. Lineage: Eukaryota; Euglenozoa; Kinetoplastea; Trypanosomatida; Trypanosomatidae. The record is from RefSeq and is a predicted model, not a curated record.